Aphis gossypii (cotton aphid) is the source of this 1102-nucleotide messenger RNA. RefSeq lists its product as uncharacterized. Bases 17 to 826 code for a protein of 269 amino acids. The transcript is spliced from 2 exons. NCBI's taxonomy places the organism in Eukaryota, Metazoa, Arthropoda, Insecta, Hemiptera, Aphididae. The record is from RefSeq and is a predicted model, not a curated record.
AUAUUAUAAUAUCGUGAUGGACGAAUUUUCGGAUCACCGGAAAAAGGACGUACCGUCCGAGUUCCGAGUCCGCGCUCGCUUCUACGCGAUCCGCCAGGUGGACGGCGAACGGGCGUACGACUGGUACAAGCGGGUGCGGGCGGCCGCCGAGCCGUGCGGGUUUGGCGCCGUCCGCCAGCCGCAGUGGACGCCGGUCGCCGACAAGUUCGUCACGGGGUUGCGGCCGGGUCCGGUGGCCGACCGGUUGCUCGGCGAACGAGCGGACGGCCGGCUGGACUACUUGCUGGCCGCGGCGAUCGAGGCCGAGGAGGCGGCGGCGGCGGCCGACGGUGCGACGCGACGACGGCGGAUCGCGGGCGGCGAGACGUCCGGUCGUCGUCUGCCGGCCGGCGGAACGGCGCCGGACUUGCUGUCCGAAAUACGCGAAGGGUUGAAGCUGUACCGGUACAGCAGCAGCGGCGAAGGGUACGACGAUAGAAGUAUCGUCCGCGACGGUGGCGGCGGAGGAGACGACCCGCGGAUUAAUGAUAAUAAACAUAAGUUAUCGCAAAUAUCUAAUGUAAAAAUGAUUGGUAAUAUGAAAUCAAUGGUUGAUGGAAAAUCGUGUUUGGAAAAAAAUGAUUAUACACCUCUGACGUGUAAAAACUGUUGUGAGUUAGCAACGAGACUAUUGGAAAAUCUGGAGGAAAAAACUCAUUUAUAUCACCAACAGAGUACAAUAAUAAUUACCCCGAAAAACCCUUUAGUGAUAGCAAGUCUACUAGUUAUUAUCACGACGAUUCAAAUUGUUACUGUUCAUUGCGGACAAAUAAUGACCGUAGAAUAAAGAAUGUAGCCGCAAUUGCAGUUGGGAAAUCUAAUAAUACUGUCUCAAUUUCAAAUUGCUUAGAAUGUACGAAAAGUAGUAAGUGCUGUGUUUGCAGCGCUAGUGACUAUAGCUAACUAGGUAAUUGAUGAAAAAAUGUUUAUAAGAAUAUGACUUACUGAUACUUAUUGAUUUAUAGAUUUCAUGUUUGUAGAAAAUAAAUUAAUAUUAAAAUCUAUAUUAUUAUUUAUAAUUCAUAUUAUAUCACACUAUUUUGAUACCCUGAAAAAACUAAAU